Messenger RNA from Gekko japonicus, 4423 nucleotides. It is a transcript of the gene KDM1B, whose product is annotated as lysine (K)-specific demethylase 1B. The transcript has 22 exons. Gene Ontology annotation, molecular function: oxidoreductase activity; protein binding; zinc ion binding. Bases 132 to 2588 code for a protein of 818 amino acids. NCBI's taxonomy places the organism in Eukaryota, Metazoa, Chordata, Lepidosauria, Squamata, Gekkonidae. The record is from RefSeq and is a predicted model, not a curated record.
AGCGGAAGCAGCUCUUGGGCGGUGGAGGGGAGCUCUGUUUCGAAGUGCUUUGGAAAGACAUUCAUUAGCCAGUUGAAAACUAGGCGAUUUGACUCCAAGUUGAGGAGAAACCUGCCCUUCCUGCUGGCAUAAUGUCUUCUGGAAGGGUCCGAGCAAAGAAGAAAACAGUGAUGUUGGAUCAGUCUCCUGACAACCUUCCUUUGAGGAGUUCAGGCAGGCAGGUCCGGAGGAAGGCUGCGGAUACAGUGGAGGAUGAUGAAGAUGCUUCAGAGAAAAAGUAUCGGAAGUGUGAAAAGGCAGGGUGUACGGCAACGUGUCCUGUUUGCUUUGCAAGUGCAGCUGAAAGGUGUGCUAAAAAUGGCUAUACAUCAAGAUGGUAUCAUCUCUCCUGUGGGGAACAUUUCUGCAACGAAUGUUUUGAUCAUUAUUACAGAAGUCAUAAAGAUGGCUAUGAAAAAUACACUGCCUGGAAACGGAUUUGGACCAGUAAUGGGAAAAGUGAGCCAAGUCCUAAAGCGUUUAUGGCUGAUCAACAGCUCCCUUAUUGGGUACAGUGUACAAAACCGGAGUGUGGAAAGUGGCGUCAACUGACAAAGGAAAUCCAGCUUACCUCACAAAUCGCUAGAACAUAUCGUUGUGGCAUGAAACUGAACAAUUCCAUCAAGGUGGAGGGCUCCGAUCAGUGCUCCAUGCCUGAGGACCUGAGAGUUGCUGAAGUUUCAGAUUCCUGGUGGUACUCCAUGCUCAUUCUUCCCCCAUUACUGAAGGACAGCGUGGCGGCGCCUUUGUUGUCUGCCUACUACCCAGACUGUGUGGGCAUGAGCCCCUCUUGCACCAGCACCCACCGGCUGCUUGGCGAAUCCAACGCUGUAAAAAUGGAGCACUUGAAGACCCCACCUACUAUAGCUGGAAUGAACAAGUACUUCUGGCCUUUCUAUCAGCCCAAUGAAUGUGGUAAAGCACUGUGCGUAAGGCCAGAUGUAAUGGAGCUAGAUGAACUCUAUGAGUUUCCGGAAUAUUCAAGAGACCCCACCAUGUACCUGGCUCUGAGAAACCUCAUUCUGGCCCUGUGGUACACAAACUGCAAAGAACCUCUCACCCCUCAGAAGUGUACUCAUUUCAUCAUUGUUCGAGGUCUUGUGCGAAUUCGCUGUGUACGGGAGACAGAGCGGAUACUUCAUUUCAUGACCAGGAAAGGUCUGAUUAAUACAGGGAUUUUGUCUGUUAAUCCUGACCAGCCUCUUCUUCCCAAAGACUAUCACAGUAAAUCUGUAAUUGUGGUUGGGGCCGGUCCAGCAGGAUUAGCAGCUGCAAGGCAACUUCACAAUUUUGGAAUCAAGGUGCUUGUCCUUGAAGCGAAGGAAAGAAUUGGAGGACGUGUGUGGGAUGACAAGACUUUCAAGGGAAUCACCAUCGGGAAAGGGGCACAGAUUGUUAAUGGCUGUGUCAACAAUCCAGUAGCGCUUAUGUGUGAGCAACUGGAGAUUAAGAUGAAUAAACUUGGAGAGAAGUGCGACUUGAUUCAGGAAGGUGGGAGGGUAACCGACCCUACUAUAGAUAAGCGGAUGGAUUUCCAUUUCAAUGCCAUCCUUGAUGUUGUGGCUGAUUGGAGAAAAGAUAAAAACCAGCAUCAAGAUGUUCCUCUUGGAGAUAAAAUCCAAGAGAUCUAUAAAGUUUUCAUUCAGGAAUCUGGUAUCCAGUUCAGUGAACUGGAGGAAAAAGUCCUGCAGUUUCACCUCAGUAACCUUGAAUAUGCCUGCGGCAGCAACCUCCAUAAGGUUUCUGCACGCUCCUGGGAUCACAAUGAAUUUUUUGCUCAGUUCGCCGGUGAUCACACUCUUUUAAACUCAGGGUACUCUCCCAUAAUGGAAAAAAUGGCUGAAGGAUUGGACAUUCGGUUAAAGGCCCCAGUCCGGAAUAUUGACUAUUCAGGAGAAGAGGUCCAAGUGACUGCAACAGAUGGAACUCAAUGGACUGCUCAAAAGGUUUUAGUAGCUAUACCUUUGGCUAUACUUCAGAAAGGCGCCAUUCAAUUUAACCCAGCUUUGCCAGAGAGAAAAAUGAAAGCCAUCAAUAGUUUAGGAGCGGGAGUCAUUGAGAAGAUCGCGCUGCAGUUUCCUUACAGAUUCUGGGACAGCAAAAUUCAAGGAGCUGAUUUUUUUGGCCAUAUUUCCCCUAGUUCCAACAAACGUGGUCUGUUCAGUGUUUUCUAUGACAUGGACCCACAGCGUAAAUGCUGUGUUCUGAUGUCUGUCAUCACUGGCGAUGCCGUUUCAAGUAUCAAGAACAUGGAAGAUAAGCAGGUUCUUCAGCAGUGCAUGAUUGUCCUCCGUGAACUGUUUAAGGAACAGGAAGUGCCAGACCCUGUCAAGUAUUUUGUGACACGGUGGAACAAAGAGCCUUGGAUCCAGAUGGCAUAUAGUUUUGUAAAGACAGGUGGCAGUGGUGAAGCUUAUGACAUCCUAGCAGAAGACAUACAAGGAACCAUCUUCUUUGCUGGCGAGGCCACUAAUAGGCACUUUCCGCAGACAGUUACAGGAGCAUAUUUGAGCGGCGUCCGAGAAGCAAGCAAGAUAGCAGCAUUCUGAAGGCUAAACUACUGUUUACAGACUUUUUUUUAAAAAAAACUUCCAUCUUUUGUUGUGCAUUACUUUUUUCCACCUGAAGAUGCAAUUAUGUCCAUGUGUCUCAGCAUGGGAUGCUAACUGAUAUAUGAACAAGGUCUGUGGACAUUUGAGUGCCCAGACCCGUAUAUUUUCCUUUGUGGUCCUUCUGAGGUUUAGUAAUGCAGAAUACUUGAUUAUGACAGUGUUUUCAAAAUGGCAGCGGGCAAACUGUUGAAUAGCAAAUGGUGGAACUGCAAGAAAGGUAUCGGCUGCCUCCAAUCAUGCUUUGAAUAAUGUAGAUAAUUCCUUUUAGAUCAGAUGACUGGAACUGCUUACAAACAUAGCAGUGGAGUUUGCUGGUAAUCAAAAGAGAUAUAUAGAACAGUCUCAUAGAAAUCUCAUUUUAUUGUCAUAGGAAAUGUCAAACACCUUAUUGUAUGUAUAUAAUAGGGUGGGGCUUGAGAUUUGCUGAUCCUUGAAACAGACCAGCUGAAACCAGUAAAUCAUUUGUGUGUAGGUAGAGUCAUUUAUAUGUAUGGUUGUUACGCCAUGGUGAGGGCUUGGCAUUAUAAGACUUUUGUGAGCUGUACUAGGUAAAACAAGAUGCUGUCAUCCUGCUGCAUUAAGCAUAUUUGAAUUCCACCAAGGUCCAUGACAGAAUUAAGCAGAGGUUUUCAUCUUUUCCGCUAAAAUCAGCAAAGGCUGGCACAUAAGUACUGAAGUAUAGAGAGCCCAGCAGUGUACUUUGUUUAUGGGAUCACAGCAGAGAGAGGAGUGUGUGGGGGGGAAACUCUGUUAAAUGAUGAUCUUUACAGUUAAACUGCUGUCAUUUUAUUAGUGUAACAGAAAAUAUUUAGUGAGGAAUGGAAAAUAUGAAAAGUGUUGUAUAUAAUUUCCCUGUAUUUCCUGCUCUUUAAAAAUUUAAAUAGGCAAAAUGGUGAUCAUGUAAACUAGUCUCUUUCGUAGGUAGGAGUCCUGCUGUUACCUGAAGUGCUAAUUUGUUAUAUCAGGAUUCAAAAACAGACAGAUUUGCACUCGGGGACAGUCUGAAGUGAACACUACAAGCCUCUUUGAAGCAAAGCUCUUGUGCACUUGAAAUUAGGCAUUACUUGUAAGGAUUUUGUGGUAAUUGGUACAAAGACAAAAUGGAAGUUCAUUCUGUAAAUAUGCAACCAUUUGCUCUAUAAAUAGUUGUAAAUAAUAGCCUUGUAAAAGUGCUUAAGCAACAGAAACACUAAUCCAUAAAAAACCUGUUGAAAUAAUGGAAACUACUUUUUUAAGCAGUUAUUUAAAUAUCAUUCAGGAAGUCAGAGGGUUCACAUAACGAUCCCAAAGAAUUUUUUAAAAACCUUGCGAAGUUUAUUUUCUGAGCAUGCUCAUUUUCUGUUGUGUACAUACAAAAAUGCCUUGUAAAUAAUCUGGGGUAACAUUAAAAAAGCAAUCUCUUCUGGCUGUGGUGCAUGAUGUCUGCAGUGUGCAGCUCAUAUGACUUAAUGGUGACACAAUAAAACUGGAAAGUGCUCGCUUGGUUGUGCUGACAUUAAUCCCUCUUGGAGUAAAUGGGGGGGGGGAUUCUACAAGCCUUUUCAGUAUGAAUAACUGAUAGAUAAUAAGGUGUGAUAGAAGUACAUUAAGCUGCUACACAGCAGGCUCUAGGAAGCAGUCUUGCUUUUGAAAGCCUGAAACAGGAAACCAGAUAAAUCUCUCUUCAGCUCUGCAUGCAUUCUCCAUGUCGCUGCUUUUCAGUUGCCGUAGAGAAAACUGUCAUUAUGCUCAGUAAGGUUAUGGCACUACUUUGGGAAAGGGAGGGGCAAGUG